AUGGGGCACCGCCUCUUGGGGGCGCGGCCAGGCUGGGAUGAGGUCAUCCACGUGGGGCGCCUGGCACCGCCAGCGCUCGUUAAAUGCCUGCUAGCAUUCCUUACUCUUUCUGGCUCGCACGGGCUCCAGAAAAUUGCAGGCGACCUGGAGCAGUGGGUCCGAGUAGAGGCUUCUCUGUCGUGUCCACUGGGUCUGGGGUCUGUCACUGUCCCCCAGCACUUGCCGGCGCUAGGACCACGCGAUCCUGUCAACGCAACGGUGGAGACCAGACCAACCUCCAGACACGCCUCCCCUGUUGAUUGGCUCGAGGGCCCCGGAGCUGGUUCCUAUUGGCUCCGGCUGCCGCCGCUCCGGGGAAUUCCCGCCGCCGCCGCGCCCCGCCUGCGCCGCAGUCUCGGCUGCCAGCGCCGGGGCCGCAGGGCGGUCGGGAGGCCGAGGAGCGUGGUCGCUGCCAGCUGGUGGCCGGCCCGACGCGGGCACCUCGCGGAGUGUCCAGCCUGGGUCUGCGCUCCUCGGCGCCCCCCAGCCUGCACCGUGUGCGUCCUGCUCACCUUCCCCUUCAUCUUCAGCCCGUGUUUGGGCUGCGGGCCCGGCACCCCCGAGUGGGCCGCCCUGCUGUACUACGGGCCCUUCAUCGUCAUCUUCCAGUUCGGCUGGGCGGCCACGCAGAUCGCGCACCUGAGCCUCAUCCCAGAGCUCGUCACCAACGACCAGGAGAAGGUGGAGCUCACGGCGCUCAGGUACGCCUUCACCGUGGUGGCCAAUAUCACUGUCUAUGGUGCUGCCUGGCUCCUGCUGCACCUGGAGGGCUCCCCGCGGGCGGGAUCCGCCAGGGAAGUCAGUGACCAGCUGGGGGUGGAAGACGUGCCAGUGUUCCGGAACCUCUCCCUGGUGGUGGUGGGCAUUGGAGCCAUCUUCUCACUGCUCUUCCACCUGGGCACCCGGGAGAGACGCCAGCGGCCGGAGGAGCCCGGGGAGCACAGCCCCCUGCUGCCCGCCACGGCCCGGCCCCUGCUGCUCUGGAAGCACUGGCUCCGGGAGCCGGCCUUCUAUCAGGUGGGCCUGUUGUAUAUGAGCACACGGCUCAUUGUGAACCUGUCACAGACAUACAUGGCCAUGUACCUCACCUACUCCCUCAGCCUACCCAAGAGGUUCAUCGCGACCAUCCCCCUGGUGAUGUACCUCAGUGGUUUCUUCUCCUCCUUCCUCAUGAAGCCGAUCAACAGAUGGAUCGGGAGGAAUCUCACCUACUUCACUGGCCUCCUGGUGAUCCUCGCCUUUGCCGCCUGGGUGGCGCUGGCCAGCGGGCUGGGCACGGCCGUGUACGCCGCUGCUGCACUGCUGGGCGCGGGCUGUGCCACCAUCCUCAUCACCUCGCUCGCCAUGACGGCUGACCUCAUCGGCCCCCACACGCACAGUGGGGCCUUCGUGUACGGCGCCAUGAGCUUCUCCGACAAGGUGGCCAACGGGCUGGCCGUCAUGGUCAUACAGAGCCUGCACCCCUGCAUCUCGGAGCUCUGCUGCGCGGCCUGCAUGGGCUUCUACCACUGGGUGAUGGUGGUGGUCACGGGCGGCGUGGGCGUGGCAGCCACCCUGACCCUCUGCAGCCUCCUCAUCUGGCCUAUUCGCCUGCGAAGCUGGUACCGCCAGUGA
Messenger RNA from Elephantulus edwardii (Cape elephant shrew), 1653 nucleotides. It is a transcript of the gene MFSD12, whose product is annotated as major facilitator superfamily domain containing 12. Gene Ontology annotation, molecular function: symporter activity. Gene Ontology annotation, cellular component: membrane. NCBI's taxonomy places the organism in Eukaryota, Metazoa, Chordata, Mammalia, Macroscelidea, Macroscelididae. The coding region runs from base 1 to 1653 and encodes 550 amino acids. Gene Ontology annotation, biological process: carbohydrate transport. The transcript is spliced from 11 exons. The record is from RefSeq and is a predicted model, not a curated record.